AUGAAAAUGGGCAGGGCAGAACGUCUCAAGUUGCUUUUCGGGGAUGAUGACGGAUCUUUAUUGCUGACAAACACCCGGUUGAAAGUGCCUAUGCCUGUGCCCACUGUGUCUGUUUUCGAGGUUCCAGAGACCAAGCCCGACAAUAUAGCAGCAAAGGAGCAGAAGAUCAAGGAGGAACCCUCUCAAGUGGAGAAAGACGAAGCCCCCAAGACCAUCGCCCACUCAGAAGACCAAAACCAGGAAGCACCAAAAGAUGAAUCUGAGGACCAGUCUGUCGCCAUUGCUGAGAAUCCUCUAGCGCCCCAGGAAACAGAAGUAUGCGUGUCUGGUAGCUUUUGUCCUCUCAUCGCUGUGUCCAGAUUCCCAUACCGGUUUAUCCACGGGGACCUUUCUCAAGCCGUUGCAAGUGCAUUCUUCGAUGGAGGUAAAUUCUGGAAACGCCGAUGGAACAUGUAA
Messenger RNA from Aspergillus chevalieri, 456 nucleotides. RefSeq lists its product as uncharacterized. Lineage: Eukaryota; Fungi; Ascomycota; Eurotiomycetes; Eurotiales; Aspergillaceae. The transcript has a single exon. The record is from RefSeq and is a predicted model, not a curated record. Bases 1 to 456 code for a protein of 151 amino acids.